GACUUAAAAUGUGUACCUUCCAAAUAUAAGUCAGAAGCAUUACUGCUUAUGCCAUUGUGCUCGGUUACCUGUACUUCGGAAUGGGUGUAGAACGUGAUCUCUCAUACUGAAGGAAGCACACCAGGGGUGUCUGAGAACAGAGUGCUGUCAAGGAGUACAAAAUGAGUGCAACAUAUAGUAUGCAUGGAAGCAAUGAUUAAUUCGUACAUUUUGGUCAAGAGCCUGAAGGAACAACGCCACUUGGAAGACCUAGGUGCAGAUGGAAAGGUAAUAUUAAAAUGGAUCUUAAAGAGUCAGGAAUGGGACGAUGUUUAAUGACCAGUACCGGGCUCUACUGAGCACAGAAAUAAACCUGCUAGUGCCAUAAAAGGCGGGGAUGUUCUAGAAUGGCUGAGUGCCUACUAAAUUCUCCAGGAAAAACGCCAUGGCCGUUUCCUUCCAAACCCCCUCCUAUUCAUAAUUAUUCAUCCGACGCCAUAUAGUCUCGAUAUAACAGCCUCGUUAAAUAAUUAAAUUUGAAAAGUUAUCCCUUAAUAUUGCGUGUCUUAGUAUAUUCCUAGUUUUCACGUAGAAUGUCUGCUUCUGUAGCGUAUACAGAUCUUAAAUAAUCUUAUGAAACACAUUAUGCUGGACAGUAUUUAUGCUGUUUGGUCCCAAGUUUCGACUAUAACUAUUACAAACAUCAGCCACCGCUCAUAUAUGCACAUGGCGGAAGUCUACGAUCACGGAUCAGCUGAUGGAAAUGUGUACUGGUUAAUUACUGUUAUCAUUAUAAAAAAUAAUUGACGAAAGAAAACAUACAACAUUCCUGUUUCACUGACAGCGAAAACAUACUACCGCGAUGACCCUAUCUAAAUAUAAGUGGGUAAAUAUGACCUCAAAUAAAGCAAGACUAAUUAUUAAUCGUUGCUGAGCAUACAAUGUGUGGAUCACCUACGUAAUAUGUAUGCUGCAUCCCUGUGAUUUAUGAGAAAAAGUAUAAUCCAGAGCGAUCCAAAGAUUACAAGUUGUUCGCAGCCGUACUCUGUUUUAAUGGAGACCUGUCAAGGCUGUGAACAAGACCAGACACGUCAAGGUUGUCGAAUUCAAAAUGGAGUGUGCCUUUGUGGGAUUGGUUGUUAUUCUGAAUACCGCUACACUACAAAAGAGGAAUGCAGGAAAGCUUUAAGAGGUAGCCGCAGAGAUGUGUGUCAGCGGAACCCUUGCCGCAAUGGAGGUGCCUGCAGUCAAACAUCAUUUGAACCAGGCUAUCGUUGCCGCUGUGAGGGAACUGGUUAUUAUGGAAGUCGUUGCCAACAUGCUUGUCCAAGUCCCAACACUGCACUGCAAGAUAAUGAAACCUUCCCUUAUGAAUGUGUGGUCAUCUAAAUACACAUGUACCCAACAUGUAAAGAAGAUAUGAAUGUUACAUACAAAGUAAAAAUUGUAACUUGUCACAAGUGGAAAUACUGAUAUAUCUUACUUAAAAGUAUUGUAAAUGUUUUGUAAACAAAAAAUGGGCUGAAAUAAAUUUUGUGUGUGUACAUACAGAAAGUAAUUAA
Molecule: messenger RNA, 1541 nt
Organism: Cryptotermes secundus
Lineage: Eukaryota; Metazoa; Arthropoda; Insecta; Blattodea; Kalotermitidae
Product: adhesive plaque matrix protein 2
Exons: 4
Coding region: 967-1368 (133 amino acids)
Source: RefSeq, a predicted model, not a curated record